GUCUUUCUCGAGCAAAUGCUGCGCAUCCGCCGGAUGGAGAACAAAUCGGCCGAGUUGUACCGCGCCAGGCUUAUCAAUGGAUUCUGCCAUUUGUACUCGGGUCAGGAAGCCGUGGCUGUGGGCAUCAAGGCCGGCAUGCACGACAACGACACCCUCAUCACCUCGUACAGGUGCCACCCGUUCGCCAUCCUGUUUGGCGGAAGCGUUCGCCAAGUUUUCGCUGAACUGAUGGGCCGGCAAACCGGCUGCUCCAAGGGCAAGGGGGGCUCCAUGCACAUGUACGCCCCGAAAUUUUACGGCGGUGACGGCAUCGUUGGCGGACAGGUCCCGGUGGGUGCUGGCAUAGCCUUCGCGCACAAGUACAACGGCGACGGGGCGGUGUCCAUAGUUAUGUACGGGGACGGGGCAGCGUCCCAGGGACAAAUUUUCGAGGCGUGGAACAUGGCGAAACUGUGGAACUUGCCGAUCGUGUCGGUGUGCGAGAACAACAAGUACGGCAUGGGCACGAGCACGAACCGGCACUCGGCCAACGAUCAGUUCUACACCCGCGGCGAUCUCAUACCCGGCCUCAAAGUGGACGGUAUGCGGGUAGAGGAGGUGCGCGAGGCCGUGAGAUUCGCUAGGGAGUACGCGGUCCGCGAUGGGCCGAUUAAUCUUGAAAUGGUGACUUACAGAUACUUUGGGCACAGUAUGAGCGAUCCUGGCACGGGUUACCGGACCAGGGAUGAGGUCAAGUCUGUGCAGAAACAGCAGGACCCGAUCAAGAAUCUCAUGCAUCUUCUGGAGAAGCACAAUAUCAAGACCAAGGAGGAGAUCGAGCAACUGAGGAAAAAGAUUAACAAGGAGGUUGACAAGCAGCUCGAGGAGGCGAAAAAAGACGCUUGGACGGAUAAGUCGGAGCUGGCGACGGAUAUCUACGUCAAAAGCUUGGAACCCGUACGGGGUAUGGUCCCCUGGGAGAUUUAUUAGUUUAAAAAAAAUUUUUUUUUCUCACCUCGAGGUAUGUAUGA
Messenger RNA from Copidosoma floridanum, 1010 nucleotides. RefSeq lists its product as uncharacterized. Lineage: Eukaryota; Metazoa; Arthropoda; Insecta; Hymenoptera; Encyrtidae. The record is from RefSeq and is a predicted model, not a curated record. Gene Ontology annotation, biological process: pyruvate decarboxylation to acetyl-CoA. Gene Ontology annotation, molecular function: pyruvate dehydrogenase (acetyl-transferring) activity.